Cucurbita moschata (crookneck pumpkin) is the source of this 2510-nucleotide messenger RNA. Its product is annotated as ribosome biogenesis protein BOP1 homolog. Gene Ontology annotation, cellular component: preribosome, large subunit precursor; PeBoW complex. Gene Ontology annotation, molecular function: protein binding; ribonucleoprotein complex binding. Gene Ontology annotation, biological process: ribosome biogenesis; maturation of LSU-rRNA from tricistronic rRNA transcript (SSU-rRNA, 5.8S rRNA, LSU-rRNA). The record is from RefSeq and is a predicted model, not a curated record. The coding region runs from base 82 to 2307 and encodes 741 amino acids. The transcript has 18 exons. NCBI's taxonomy places the organism in Eukaryota, Viridiplantae, Streptophyta, Magnoliopsida, Cucurbitales, Cucurbitaceae.
GAGUAGCCGUAAAACCGCGUAAAACCCUACUUUGCUCCUCUGCGUUCUUCCUCACAACUCAUUCCGGCGAAGGGAGAAACAAUGAAGUUGAAUCUUGACGCCGAGAGCUCGCCGCAGGCAACUAGGCCAAAGAAAAAGCAUGGUAGAAAGAAUAGCCAACUCAAGCCAAGCAAAAGCAAAGUUGAAAAGCAGAACAGUGCCGAAUUACAUUUAGAACAAGAAGCUCCAACUGCAGAUGAGGCUCCAUUACAACAACAUUUGGAUUCUGCUUCACUCUCCGAUUCUAAAGAGGAUGUUUCGGAUGAUUUUAAAGACCUCAAAUUAUCAAAAGCUCGGGAAAGUGGAUCUGCAGAUGAGCAGGAUCAUGUCAAUACAGGAAGCCCUGAUAAUUUAGACCAAGAAAACGAGGAUGACAACCCCAUUCGUGAUCAAGUGGAUGAGGAAAGUGAUUCGUCUGAGGAUGAGGUAGCUCCUAGGAACACAAUUGGGGAUGUUCCCUUGGAAUGGUAUAGAGAUGAGAAGCAUAUUGGAUAUGACAUAUCUGGAAAGAAAAUUUUGAAGAAAGAAAGAGAAGACAAAUUACAAUCAUUUUUAGCAAGUGCUGAUGACUCAAAAAGUUGGCGCAAGUUAUAUGAUGAAUAUAAUGAUGAGGUAAUAGAGUUGUCAAAGGAAGAAGUCAAGCAACUACGGAGAUUGCUCAAAGGAAAGGCUCCACAUGCUGACUUUGAUCCAUAUGCGCCUUAUGUUGAUUGGUUUAAAUGGGACGAUGCCAAGCACCCACUGUCAAAUGCACCUGAACCAAAGAGGCGUUUUAUCCGUUCAAAAUGGGAAGCUAAAAAGGUUGUUCAAUUAGUUCGGGCAAUUAGAAAUGGACAUAUUAAGUUUGACAAGCCCAAAGAAGAGCAGCGUUUUUACCAUUUGUGGGGUGAUGAUUCUAGCUCCACCGAGAAGACCGCACAUUUGUCUUACAUUCCUGCACCAAAACCAAAGUUUCCAGGUCAUGAUGAGUCAUAUAAUCCUUCAUUGGAAUAUAUCCCCACUCAAGAAGAAAUAAACUCAUAUCAGUUAAUGUAUGAUGAAGAUCGACCGAAGUUUAUUCCUAGAAGGUUUACAUCCAUGAGAAGUGUACCUGCCUACGACAAUGCUCUGAAGGAUGCAUUUGAACGUUGUUUGGAUCUAUACUUGUGCCCUCGUGUUCGGAAGAAGCGUAUUAAUAUUGAUCCCGAGUCUUUGAAGCCUAAGCUGCCAAGCAGGAAAGAUCUUAGACCUUAUCCGACUACAUGCUAUCUUGAAUUUAGAGGUCAUAAGGAUGCUGUCAUGUCCAUUUCAACUGAAGCCAACGGCCAAUGGAUUGCUUCAGGUUCAUUGGAUGGAACUGUUCGGAUAUGGGAAGUUGAAACAGGCAGAUGUCUCAAAGUAUGGGAGCUUGAGGAGGCUGUGAAGUAUGUAGCCUGGAAUCCCUUGCCCGAGCUUCCAAUAUUAGCUGCUGCCGUGGGUGUAGAUGUACUGCUUUUAAACACUGGCUUUGGGGAUGGAGAGGUUCAAGCGAAAGUUAAGGAACUUCUCCACAUUGAUGCACUUCCUGCAACGGAUAAUUCUGAUAAGACGCCAAUUGCAACCUGGCUUCAAGAUGACAAGGUCGAGGGGAUUAGAUUGAGGCAUUUUAAGACUGUAUCUUCAGUUGAAUGGCAUCGCAAAGGAGAUUACCUUUCAACAGUUAUGCCAGCUGGUGAAUCAAGAGGAGUUGUUAUUCACCAGCUCUCUAGAAAGCUAACACAAAAAAUUCCAUUCAAGUUGCAUGGGCUUCCUGUUUCAUCCAUUUUUCAUCCCACUCGAUCCAUCUUCUUUGUAUCAACGAAGAAGAAUGUUCGUGUUUAUGAUCUAUUGAAGCAAAAGCUCGUGAAAAAGCUGGAAACUGGACUUCGUGAAGUUUCUUCUAUUGCUGUGCAUCCAGCUGGUGAUAAUGUUAUCGUGGGGAGCAGAGAAGGAAAAGUAUGUUGGUUUGAUAUGGACCUUUCAUCUCAGCCUUACAAAAUUCUCAGCUGCCAUCCAAAAGAUGUCACAAAUGUUGCCUUCCAUCGAUCAUAUCCGUUGUUUGCAUCGUGCUCCGAUGAUUGCACUGCAUAUGUUUUCCAUGGGAUGGUUUACUCGGAUCUUACACAGAAUCCCCUUAUUAGACCGUUGGAAAUACUAAGAGGACACAAAACCACCAAUGGAAGAGGAGUAAUGGACUGCAAAUUUCACCCAAGGCAGCCAUGGUUGUUUACUGCUGGUGCGGAUUCAGUGAUCAAACUGUACUGCCACUGAGAAGAUCAAAGGAAACUUGGUAUCUGGGAAUUGCUGUUUUGCUCGGAUCAUAUGAAGGUCAAAGAAUUCAAUUUUGUCUCUUUUUCAAUCUAAUCUUAAUCUUUUAUCAAUUCAGGGAUUGUUGUUAUACAUAAAUAGAAGCUAGUCCAGUCAUUGUAAUCCACAUUUAAAAGAAAUGAGAUUUUACUGUUUUUUUCUUCUUA